Argiope bruennichi is the source of this 1110-nucleotide messenger RNA. RefSeq names its product spidroin-2-like. Lineage: Eukaryota; Metazoa; Arthropoda; Arachnida; Araneae; Araneidae. The transcript has 2 exons. Bases 1 to 1110 code for a protein of 369 amino acids. The record is from RefSeq and is a predicted model, not a curated record.
AUGAAAAAGGUCAAGGCAGGAAUUUCGUCUAAUCCAGUUUCUACAAACAGAACCAGAAAAGUCAAAGGUCCAGGAGGCCAAGGACCAUACGGAUCUGGACAGCAAGGGCCAGGAGGUGCCGGCCAACAAGGUCCUGGCGGUCAAGGACCAUACGGACCAGGUGCAGCAGCCGCCGCAGCAGCAGCCGCUGGAGGAUAUGGACCAGGAGCUGGACAACAAGGCCCAGGUGGAGCCGGACAACAAGGACCCGGAUCCCAAGGACCUGGUGGACAAGGACCAUACGGACCCGGAGCAGGACAACAAGGACCUGGAAGUCAAGGACCAGGAAGUGGUGGACAACAAGGACCAGGUGGUCAAGGACCUUAUGGACCAAGUGCAGCCGCCGCAGCAGCAGCCGCUGGAGGCUAUGGACCUGGAGCUCGACAACAAGGACCUGGAAGUCAAGGACCAGGAAGUGGUGGACAACAAGGACCUGGUGGUCAAGGACCUUAUGGACCAAGUGCAGCCGCCGCAGCAGCAGCCGCUGGAGGCUAUGGACCUGGAGCUGGACAACAAGGACCUGGAAGUCAAGGACCAGGAAGUGGUGGACAACAAGGACCAGGUGGUCAAGGACCUUAUGGACCAAGUGCAGCCGCCGCAGCAGCAGCCGCUGGAGGCUAUGGACCUGGAGCUGGACAACAAGGACCUGGAAGUCAAGGACCAGGAAGUGGUGGACAACAAGGACCUGGUGGUCAAGGACCUUAUGGACCAGGAGCAGCCGCCGCAGCAGCAGCAGUAGGAGGAUAUGGACCAGGAGCAGGACAACAGGGACCUGGAAGUCAAGGACCAGGAAGUGGUGGACAACAAGGACCAGGUGGUCAAGGACCUUAUGGACCAAGUGCAGCCGCCGCAGCAGCAGCCGCUGGAGGCUAUGGACCUGGAGCUGGACAACAAGGACCUGGAAGUCAAGGACAAGGAAGUGGUGGACAACAAGGACCUGGUGGUCAAGGACCUUAUGGACCAAGUGCAGCCGCCGCCGCAGCAGCAGCUGGAGGAUAUGGACCUGGAGCUGGACAACAAGGACCAGGAAGUGGCGGACAACAAGGUGAUUUAUAUUUCCGUGUAUACUGA